AGUAGAGACCAUGCGCACCUCGAUUACCGAGAGGGCUAAGUUUUGAGUAGAGACCAUGCGCACCUCGAUUACCGAGAGGGCUAAGGUUUGAGUAGAGACCAUGCGCACCUCGAUUACCGAGAGGGCUAAGUUUUGAGUAGAGACCAUGCGCACCUCGAUUACCGAGAGGGCUAAGGUUUGAGUAGAGACCAUGCGCACCUCGAUUACCGAGAGGGCUAAAGUUUGAGUAGGGACCAUGCGCACCUCGAUUACCGAGAGGGCUAAGGUUUGAGUAGAGACCAUGCAUUCCUCGGUUGUUGAAUUCCUAACCAAACCACAUGGAGCAUUGGCUACACUGGUGGAAAUGGUUAAACUCAGACUAUCGAUAUCGACAGAAUAAGAGCAAAUCUUCGAUACUAAUUACUAUUCUGCAGCUAGAAAUUAUGUCGAUUGAAUGCGAAGACUGACAACCACCGAAACAUCUAUUCUAUAAGAACAUUUCUGAAUGGGACUCUGAAGUGUCCAUUCUAACCACGAAAGACUCCAGGGACGCAAAGAGAAGUUCAGAUGAACUUUCCAACAGAAAGACGGACGAUUCCAACAGAGAUCAUGACGACACAGAUGGAGUGGCAGCCGGACGAACAGGGACUCCAGCAGGUCCUCCAGCUCCUCAAGGACUCCCAGUCCCCCAACACGGCCACACAGCGAGCCGUGCAACAAAAACUUGAACAGCUCAACCAGUUCCCUGACUUCAACAACUAUCUAAUCUUUGUGCUCACAAGACUGAAAACUGAAGAUGAACCCACUCGUUCUCUGAGUGGUCUGAUCCUGAAGAACAAUGUGAAGGCCCACUACCAGAACUUCCCUCCGGCCGUGGCUGACUUCAUCAAGCAGGAAUGCCUCAACAACAUAGGCGACCCGUCGCCCCUCAUCCGCGCCACCAUCGGUAUCCUGAUCACCACGAUCACUUCUAAAGGGGAGCUGCAGACCUGGCCAGAGCUGCUGCCCCAGCUGUGUAACCUGCUCAACUCUGAGGACUACAACACCUGCGAGGGCUCGUUUGGCGCCCUGCAGAAGAUCUGCGAGGACUCGUCGGAGCUGUUGGAGAGCGAUGCACUCAACCGUCCGCUAAACAUCAUGAUCCCCAAGUUCCUGCAGUUCUUCAAGCACUGCAGCCCUAAGAUCAGAUCUCAUGCCAUCGCCUGUGUGAACCAGUUCAUCAUCGGCAGAGCCCAGGCCCUGAUGGACAACAUCGACACCUUCAUCGAGAGCCUGUUUGCGCUGGCUACAGACGAGGACUCCGAGGUGAGGAAGAACGUGUGCCGGGCUCUGGUCAUGCUGCUGGAGGUCCGUAUCGACCGGCUAAUCCCUCACAUGCACAGCAUCAUACAGUACAUGCUGCAGCGCACACAGGACCCGGAUGAGAACGUUUCUCUGGAGGCCUGUGAGUUCUGGCUCACCCUGGCUGAGCAGCCCAUCUGCAAGGAGGUGCUCUCUGGACACCUGGUGCAGCUCAUUCCUAUCCUGGUGAACGGCAUGAAGUACUCUGAGAUAGACAUUAUCCUGCUGAAGGGUGAUGUGGAGGAGGACGAGGCUGUGCCGGACAGUGAGCAGGACAUCAAGCCCCGCUUCCACAAGUCUCGCACCGUCACCCUGCAGCACGAGGGAGGAGAGGGCGAGGAGGGAGAGGACGUCGACGAAGACGACGACGAUGAUGACGAUACAUUAUCUGACUGGAACCUACGCAAGUGUUCUGCGGCGGCGCUGGAUGUGCUGGCCAAUGUGUUCCGAGACGAGCUGCUGCCUCACCUGCUGCCCCUGCUCAAGGGCCUUCUCUUCUCCCCUGACUGGGUCAUAAAGGAGUCUGGCAUCCUGGUGCUGGGCGCCAUCGCUGAGGGCUGUAUGCAGGGCAUGGUGCCCUACCUUCCGGAGCUCCUCCCCCACCUCAUUGCGUGCCUGUGUGACAAGAAGGCCCUGGUGCGCUCCAUCGCCUGCUGGACCCUGUCCCGCUACGCCCACUGGGUGGUCAGCCAGCCCCCAGACUCCCACCUCAAACCCCUGAUGACCGAGCUGCUCAAGAGGAUACUGGACGGCAACAAGAGGGUGCAGGAGGCCGCCUGCAGUGCGUUUGCCACCCUGGAGGAGGAGGCGUGUACAGAGCUGGUGCCCUACCUCAGCUUCAUCCUGGACACGCUGGUGUUCGCCUUCGGCAAGUACCAGCACAAGAACCUGCUCAUCCUCUACGACGCCAUCGGAACGCUCGCCGACUCCGUAGGACACCACCUCAACCAGCCUGAGUACAUCCAGAAGCUGAUGCCUCCCCUCAUUGCCAAAUGGAAUGAGCUGAAGGAUGAGGACAAGGAUCUCUUUCCACUUCUGGAGUGUCUGUCGUCGGUGGCCACGGCCCUGCAAAGUGGCUUCCUGCCCUACUGUGAGCCUGUCUACCAGCGCUGUGUAACCCUGGUCCAGAAGACCCUCGCUCAGGCCAUGAUGUACAACCAGCACCCUGACCAGUACGAAGCCCCUGACAAGGACUUCAUGAUUGUGGCCCUGGACCUGCUGAGUGGCCUGGCCGAGGGCUUGGGGGCCAGUGUGGACCAGCUGGUGGCCCGCAGCAACAUCAUGACCCUGCUCUUCCAGUGCAUGCAGGACCCUAUGCCAGAGGUGAGACAGAGCUCCUUUGCCCUGCUGGGUGACCUGACCAAGGCCUGCUUCCCUCAUGUCAAACCCUGCAUUGCUGAGUUCAUGCCGAUCCUGGGCCUGAACCUGAACCCAGAGUUCAUCUCUGUGUGUAACAACGCUACUUGGGCCAUUGGCGAGAUCGCCAUGCAGAUGGGAUCAGACAUGCAACCCUAUGUUGGGCUGGUCCUCAACAACCUGGUGGAGAUCAUCAACAGACCUAACACACCCAAGACCCUCCUGGAGAAUACAGCCAUUACGAUCGGCAGGCUGGGCUACGUGUGUCCACAGGAGGUGUCUCCCAUGCUGCAACAGUUUAUCAGACCCUGGUGCACAUCGUUGAGGAACAUCAGGGACAAUGAGGAGAAAGACUCUGCGUUCCGUGGAAUCUGCAUGAUGAUUGGAGUCAACCCUGCUGGAGUGGUUCAGGACUUCAUUUUCUUCUGUGAUGCUGUGGCCUCCUGGGUUAGUCCUAAGGACGAUCUGAGGGACAUGUUCUACAAGAUCCUCCAUGGCUUCAAGGACCAGGUGGGCGAGGAGAACUGGCAGCAGUUCUCAGAACAAUUCCCCCCUCUGCUGAAGGAGAGGCUGUCGGCCUGCUAUGGCGUGUAGUUCCCCUCGCCGACACAGGACACGCCUGUCAGGUUUAAUCUACGGGAGGGUUACUGGGGGAACUCAUCCAUCUGUGUUACUGCACUGCCCUGAUCGUGGGGGCAGGAGGAGAGGGACUGGCCCUGGCUCCUGUCCAUUCAGACUACAAGUCCCACGACCCUGUGUGUCUCUGUGAGGGUGGGUGGGAGGGAGGGUUACUGGGAGGGAAACUGGGGAGAAAGCCUCUGGAUUUCAAACGCCAAACUUAAAUCCGACGACAUACUCCGAUGUAACCAAAGCCACAGGGUUCUGUAAGAGGGGGAGGGAGGGUAGGAUAAGCAUAUGCAGGGGUCGGCUGCGAACGGCUUAAAUCCAUUCGAUAACUCUUUAGAUACCAAGGUUAGAGGAGAGCUGUGGUGGGAGGGCGGGCGGGGUGGCAGCAACCCCGGAAUAAGUAAAUUAAGGAGAAAUCUAAAAACCAGCCCAGGAGCCACAGUUUAAAAACACAACUCACAUAAUAUGUAGACUGGCACACUUAGACUUAGUUCCGGAAGCGAAGGUAGUUGCCUUGGCCCGAAAGACCAAUCAGUGCACAAGCACUUUGCAUACAUUCUACAAUAGUCAUUUGAUAAUCUAUACAAAGGCUGUGGGUGGGAUACCGAAGUAGCGCUAAUGUUUUAUGAUAGCUUCCCGAAGGCUAGCCUCAGAAGGGAAAGCAUGAAAUGCUUUUCAACGUAAUAACGGGGAGAGUUCUAGAAGAGUAAUUUGCACCUUUACUACUCAAGCUUUCAUAGACAGUACAGUACCAUACCUGUUCAUAUUGGGACUUCUCUAUUAAACACGGGUAUAUUUAGACAGUUUUUCUUCCUUUUCCCACGUUUGCUGAAUUCAUUUUACUUUUUGAGAAAUACUAAUUUAAAUGUAGUCUUUUUUUUCCUUUCAUAGUUUUACUACAACAGACAGACACAAUCCUACCAGGAAUCAUUUUACUGUAGUGCUGACAAAGGUCAUUUUUCCAAUAAGGGAUUGAUUGGUUUGCAUGGCAAUGAUAACCUCUUAAGUGACGUGUGUGCGUAUGUCAUUGUUACAAGUAGAUUUUUACCUUUAGAAACAAUGGUAGUCAGCUUAUUGUUCUAAGGUAACAACACCAGGUUAUUUAGCCACCCCAUCGUACUUAUUCUGUGACCAGCCCUCCCCGUCGCCAGACCUAACAAACAGGACGGGUGGGUUUCUAUAGUGUCGAGAUCCAGCGAUGCCAUAGUUCAGAGACGCAAGAUUCAAUCGAUCUUAUAGAAGAUGGAAGAAUCACAUCCCUGCAACCAGUUAUACUGUAGUAAAAAUCAUAAUCCGUUUUGCUGCUACUUUUGUUUUUAUAGUUUUUACAAUGGACUUGAGCAUUAAGGCUUCAGGAAGAACUUUAGAAUAAAUCAGUUGCUGGUUCGAAUUGAAAUUAUGCACUUGUUUUUUUUACGACUGUUAUGGCUUGCUGAAGUAAGACACGAUAUAAAUAAGAUAUUGUAUAAGCAAUGGUCAAAAUGAGAAUUUUAGGUUAAGGCUAAUGCCUCCGUUCAUAUGCUUGGUUUAAAAGUAAGGCAUGCAAUCAGAUGGAUGGAAAAGAUUUAAAGGGUCAAUCAGCAUUUUGAACAAUACCAAACGGCUAAUCCGCCACUGAUUUGGUAAACAGCUGAGGGAUGAGGCUGGAGAAAUGUAACGACGCUCAGCCUCAUGGACAGAGUAAUGGAUACAGGGACUGACUGUCCAUGGUAUCAAGAUGAUCGUUUUAACCGUGUUUUGAGGCUAUACAGUGUUUGUAUACGUUUUUAUUAACAAACGGGACUAAAAAGCUCAUUUUGGGUUCUGGUGGUGUUUGACAGUUGAGCUAAACGCAUUAGGCAUAUGUUAUAUUCAAGAAUCAAUGGGUAUGAUUUCAUUUGAAAGCCCUUUUAAAGGGGAAGGACUGACCAACAUCAAGUAUUUUGGAUCAAAUGUACUUCCCACCAGUGUUUCCAGACAGUCCAACAGAAAAUGUACCAGCCUUUUCUACGUGAGCAGAAUGAUGAGUAUGUAGUGGAGAAUGCAAUGAGUCCACGAAGAUGGAAAAAGACCUUGACGAGUCGGUCGGCUAUCAUAAUAAUACAUAAUACAUAUCUCGUCCAUGGUCCCGAACAACCUUGAGUUGCAUGCUUUUCCAUAAUCGCUUUAUUUGACUAUCAUCUCAUUAAAGGCGGAUACAUGCCCUUCUAGGGGGACGUCUUUAAGAGCUUCAUCAAAUGCAACGCACCCACGCAUGCUGUGAUAAUAAAAGUGGGCAGCUAUCUUUAGUAGAAGUACUUAAAGUCCAGGUUAAACUGGCUCUAGUCCAGUUGGUGGUGGCUGUUUUCCUCAACCCGUGGAUACUGUGUAGGAUAUGUCUGGGUAUUAUUAUACUGAUCCUAAUCUCUCUGUUUCCCCCUGAGAUUGGAUACAUUAACAUUCGUGAGGGAGUGAUUGUCUUGUAUUUUGUCGAUGUCUGGAGCUCUGUCACGUCGGACUAUUUCGUUGAGUGUCUGUAUUUUACUGUAAGCGUGUGUGCCGUUUAGACUUAACUUUGUACCGGCCCUCCCACAAGGUGAUGGACAUGUAGCUCACACCUGAGAUAUUGGAGACACCCUGUGUAUCAUCAACACUUGUCAUAUUUUACCAUCUCCGUUUGUGAUUGCCAGUCGUACAUCAGUUCUCUUUCAGAGCUUAGCUAAGAUUUAGCGAGUCAAUUAAACUAUGGACAUCUUUAUCUUACGCCGCACAAUGAAAAUAGAUAUUCAAAAUGUGAAGAAAACACUGCCUUAAGCGUCAGGCGUACCUAUGAAAAUGCAAUUUCAAGUAAGCUGUAUACAAUGUGUUUAUCCAUAUAACAUGGAUUUUAACACCAACCCACUUGUACAUAAGUGGUUGAUUGGACAGUAUUUUGAAUCUUUACACACUUUUGUAAACCGCUUCCACCCUUAGAGGGUGACACUUUAAUCAUAUCCUAAAGGGGUAAACUGAUAUGCAAGUGUUGGUGGGUGGGUGUCUGGUCCGCCAAGGUUGAGAGUAGGAUAGGUGUGCACAGAGAUACUGGCUAAUUGCCACAGUCUUUGCACAAUGCUCCCAAUGUGACACUGGGUCCUAUCAGGAAGAAUUGGCUAAAAAUGUUGAGCGGUGUUAAAUCUCCUCUUAAAUCGUAGUAGCGAAACAUUGAUCUCAAAACCAUCUAUACUUCUCAAGUUUAACAGUUUUCCACAAGUAGAGGCAUUUUACUUUUUUUCCAAGGCUAAUGAGAUGUUCAUUUUGUUUUUUUAUUUAUGUUCAUUUUUAUUUUAAAUGACCGUUAUUUUUUUAUAUUUUUGUUUUUGUGCAGAAGAAGCGCACAAAGUUUUUUUAGACUUUAAAAGUUUUUUCCCCCUGUAAUGUUCUUUUUAUUUAAAGAAUUUUUUUGUUUUCGUUGUUUUAUAGCGGACCAUUUGAUUUUGUCAAGUUUAAUGUAAAGUGGUAGUACUGAGAGGGGGAGACAGAGCGUGGUGCAUACCUGGGGAAAGAAGGGAAGAAUUGUGAAACUCCUGUAUUUUUGUUUCAAUCUAGAUAUGAGCCUUGAGGAAUGAAUUUGAUGUAGUACUGGUAUUUUUUUCCUCAACUGUGGUGCAGGUGGGAUGUUAACUGAUGUAUCACUUUCUAGUUUACUUUUGAGAAUGGGGAAAUAAAAGGUUUUCUAUCAAGCUGGGAAUAAA
Molecule: messenger RNA, 6992 nt
Organism: Salmo salar (Atlantic salmon)
Lineage: Eukaryota; Metazoa; Chordata; Actinopteri; Salmoniformes; Salmonidae
Product: transportin-2
Biological process (GO): protein import into nucleus
Molecular function (GO): small GTPase binding
Source: RefSeq, a predicted model, not a curated record